AUGAAAUAUCAUGUCAAUGGAGAGUGGAGUGGGCCUGCCCCUGAAUGCAAAGGAAGACCAUGUAAACAACUAGAACUAGAAAAUGGCAGGGUUGAUUUAACCGAUCUCCAGUUUGGUGCAACAGCAAACUUCUCCUGUAAUGAAGGGUACAGAUUAAUUGGAACGACUUCUGCCCAAUGUGUGGUUGCAGGAAAUGGAGUUGAUUGGGAUAAGGAGCUUCCACUUUGCCAAGCAAUACCUUGUCCUACACCUCCUGAUAUCGCCCAUGGAUCCCAUACUGGUCAGAGUGAACAAGAGUUUUCCUUUGGCUCAGCGGUAACUUACAAAUGUGACCAGGGCUUCUCUCUUAUUGGAGAGGCCUCCAUUCAUUGUACAACGAAAGAUCAUGUCGAUGGAGAGUGGAGUGGGCCUGCCCCUGAAUGCAAAGGAAGACCAUGUAAACAACUAGAACUACAAAAUGGCAGGGUUGAUUUAACUGAUCGCCUGUUUGGUGCAACAGCAAACUUCUCCUGUAGUGAAGGGCAUAACACCUACUACACCUACAACUUCCCCUCCAGGAGGAACAAAAGAUACUUCUGGUGA
Emys orbicularis (European pond turtle) is the source of this 582-nucleotide messenger RNA. Its product is annotated as complement decay-accelerating factor-like. The record is from RefSeq and is a predicted model, not a curated record. The transcript has 6 exons. Gene Ontology annotation, biological process: negative regulation of complement activation, classical pathway; T cell mediated immunity. NCBI's taxonomy places the organism in Eukaryota, Metazoa, Chordata, Testudines, Emydidae. Gene Ontology annotation, cellular component: plasma membrane. Bases 1 to 582 code for a protein of 193 amino acids.